AUGUCGUCUAAAGAUGCCAACAAAUUGGAGCCGCCAGCUCAAGGUCUGGUCAAGAAGCAUGUGUCUGGGAAAGUCGCCAUCAUCACAGGCGGCGCUCAGGGCCUGGGGGCAGCAAUCGCAACCUUUCUGGCUGCGAAUGGAGCACAAGUCGUCAUCGCUGACAUCAACGAGACUGCUGGCAGGAAGCUUCAGCGAGAGAUUGGCGAUGAUGCAAUCUUUACGAAGUGUGAUGUGACACAGUGGUCAGACAACUUGGAACUUUUCCGACGAACCCAAGAGAGAUUUGGCCACAUUGAUAUUGUCGUUCUCAACGCCGUCGAAGAUCCAGAAGUAAUCCUCGCCAACGAUCCCGAGACGCAUUUUUACAAAGAAGCCAAAGCCCAAGUUCAGUACAACUACUUGGCUAAUGAGAGAGAGAGUGGCUCCAAGGAUAGCCCCUUCAAAGCUCCAACGACAAAGAUCUUUGAUGUCAACAUCACUGGUUACAUGUACGGCAUGAAAUUGGCUGUUCACUACCUCAGCAAGGCCAAAGGAGGUCGCAUUGUGGUUAUUGGAUCAUCAACUUCAUACAUGGCUAUUCCAAUCGAACCUCUCUACGUGGCGUCUAAGCACGCAGAGCUUAGUCUGGCUCGAGCUACAUCACAUAUGUCAGAAGUCCUUGACAACGGGAUAGCCAUUGGGUUCGUGGCACCAUUUCUGGUCCGAAGCCCCUUGACUCAAUACGUUGUCGAUCUUGAACACCUCAAGCGAAAUUGUCCCUUGAGCGAAUUGGAGGAUGUCACAAAUGCCGUUUCAAUUCUUCUUACGACUCCAGCAGAGAAGGCAAAUGGGAUGAGCGUGGCUAUUUUAGGACAGACAUUAACCGAACUUGAGGGCGUGGUUAGUCGAACACUGCAAUCCCUCUUGUUCUGA
Messenger RNA from Ilyonectria robusta, 912 nucleotides. RefSeq lists its product as uncharacterized. The transcript has a single exon. The coding region runs from base 1 to 912 and encodes 303 amino acids. NCBI's taxonomy places the organism in Eukaryota, Fungi, Ascomycota, Sordariomycetes, Hypocreales, Nectriaceae. The record is from RefSeq and is a predicted model, not a curated record.